Closterium sp. NIES-67 is the source of this 1450-nucleotide messenger RNA. The record is from the annotation of a GenBank genome assembly. Lineage: Eukaryota; Viridiplantae; Streptophyta; Zygnematophyceae; Desmidiales; Closteriaceae.
CUUCCUUGAUUAAGAUAGAUAGAGAGAGAGAGAGAGAGAGAGAGAGAGAGAGAGAGAGAGAGAGAGAGAGAGAGAGAGAGAGAGAGAGAGAGAAAGAUAGAGAGAGAGAGGGUGAGAUAGAGAGAGAGAGAGAGAGAGAGAGAGAGAGAGAGAGAGAGAGAGAGAGAGAGAGAGAGAGAGGAGGGAGAGCAAGAGAGAGAGAGAGAGAGAGAGAGAGAGAGAGAGAGAGAGAGAGAGAGAGUGUGAGAGAGAGAGAGAGAGAGAGAGAGAGAGAGAGAGAGAGAGUGAGAGAGAGAGAGAGAGAGAGAGAGAGAGAGAGAGAGAGAGAGAGAGAGAGAGAGAGAGAGCCCGAAUGUGAGAAAGCAACAUCGAAAGUGCGUGCACAGUGGCGCAGCAUUCGACUGGCUGCUGGGCCAGAUACACAUUGCCCUAUGCAGCUGAAACAAGCACUCACGUCCGCACCUGUACUCAUCCUCCCAUACCCCGAAUGCGACUACGUUAUCGAAGCUGAUGCUAAUAACCAGGCAGUGGGAGAAGUCUUGAUGCAAGACCAGGGGAAUGGAUUGAAACCAAUGACCUACCUCAGCAAGAAACUACACGGGGCAGAACUAAACUACCUGAUACAUGACAAAGAGACCCUUGCUAUUAUCAUCGCCUUCAAAACGUGGAGAUGCUAUCUCGAAGGACGAAAAACAACCGUCUACACCGACCACUGUAGCCUGAAAUAUUUGAAGAUACAACCAAACCUCUGCAGCACUACUAAUGGGAUGAAGAACAAUAAGCAGAAAAAGCCAGGACUGCUACAGCUUCUUCCUGUCCCAGAACAGCCAUGGCAAGUGGUUAGCCUGGAUUUCAUAACCGGGUUACCAACUACCACGAGCGGUCAUGACGCAAUCCUCGUCGUCGUCGACAAAUUCUCCACAAUGGGACACUUCAUCCUGACACACACGACAUCACGCACCGAAGAGACAGCACAACUAUUCGUUCACUAUAUAAUCUCACAACAUGGCAUUCCAACCACACUCAUCUCCGACCGAGACCCCAAGUUCACUAGCAAGUUAUGGAAGGAACUGAUGUCUCUGCUCGGGACCAAACUCACCAUGUCAUCCGCCUACCAUCCGCAGUCAGAUGGACAAACCGAACGCCUCAACCAAAUUGUAGAGCAACUCCUCCGCGCAACAUGCAAAGACGAAAUCUCUAAAUGGGACUUGCAUCUGCCCGCCUUUGAGUUCGCCUUCAACAACGUCACUCACGUCGCUACUGGACAGACGUUGUUCUUUCUCUGCUACGGACACCACCCGCUCACGCCACAAAAUCCGACAGCAUCAGCCAGAGUCCAACCAGCACACGACUUCAUCACGACCAUGCAUCAGCUUUGGGAUCGGACCUACAAGCUCCUCCUCGACAUUCAGCACCAACAGAAGCGUUAGGCCGAUCGCCACCGCACUGA